Molecule: messenger RNA, 2662 nt
Organism: Zophobas morio
Lineage: Eukaryota; Metazoa; Arthropoda; Insecta; Coleoptera; Tenebrionidae
Gene: Uvrag
Product: UV radiation resistance-associated gene protein
Exons: 8
Coding region: 276-2519 (747 amino acids)
Biological process (GO): SNARE complex assembly
Cellular component (GO): endosome; lytic vacuole
Molecular function (GO): SNARE binding
Source: RefSeq, a predicted model, not a curated record
AGCUGCGUCAACAGUGAAGUGUGAACAGUCAAUUCAUAACCAAAGAACAAAUAAACGUUCGAAAUCCAUACUUGCCAUAGUGUGAAUGUGUUUUUGUAUUUAAUCAGUGAUUAACUGAUGUCGGUGUAUUUUAAUAUCACUUUCUAAUAACUCAAUCCUGCUACUGGGUGUAACAACUCGAGAAAAACAAUUUUAUUUUGAAAUUUGACGUGUGUCAAACAUAACCUCAAAGAAAUAUGAUAUGUCAGAGCGUCGGAUAAUUUGUUUUGGAUGUCAUGAAUCUCACCUUGUCGGACAGCUUAUUAGGGCGACAAAGGAGCCGACAAUGGACCCCACUGGUGUCACAACAGUACUGUCUACGACACGUCCAUCAAAUUCUUGGCCUGAAUUUCCCGCAUUUACCGAAAAAGGGGGCAUAUUAUUUCACGUUGCACCUAACCACAAUGAGUGCCCCCUUCUACACCAGUGAAAAAGCAGAAGGUAUCAAUCCGAAAUGGCCCGAGCUGGAUUUGCGCAAUUUAACAAACUUAGCAGCCACAGCCCUCGUACUGCGAGUAUGGCGCUACUGCGAUGAUACCUCUGAUACCAUCAUCUCCACUUGGGGUGUGAAUCUGUCAGGGCUCGUCUACUUAGGGAAUAAAAUCGCCGACAUCCAACCGGCCUUUUUCAACCCUAAUUCUGUGAUAUUUAAUAUAAGGGGUGGCUUUUUCACGAGUAGGCAUGUACUGAAUGAAGAGUGCUCUAAACCACCUCCUUUCAUAGACAGUUUAAACGUGAUGGAGGUUGGUGGUUGUAAGCAAAUUUUCAAGAAGACGAGCGUACAGGUUCCAAAGAGCGAAGUUAGGAGUAGUUAUAAUAUCGACAAGUUGAGGAAACUGCACUCACUUCAAGUUACUAUUAAAAAUAAGAGUUUGGAUGUGCAAGGUGUUCGGGAAAAAAUUGAACUCAAGUGUGGUAUUAAUGCGCCAGAAGAACAAAGUUCACCGGAGGUUCCGUGCAAUUCUAGUCCUUCAAAUGUUAGGUACGCCCCACAGUUACUUACCAUGAAAUCGGUCAACAAAAUGUUGGAGCAAAAACCCACAAAGAUGCAAAGAAAAGAAAUGGAAAAAUUGCGAAACGAAAUCGAACUCGAACAGUUCAAAAGCAAACUAUUAUCGCAAGAAAGAGAUAAGAAGUCGGCUUUAAUUAGACGUUUUAAGAACAAAUUAAAAGACUUAGUAGACACAAAUGAAAAGAAAAACCUGGAAUUGAUGGAUAAUUACUACAAACUAAGACGUGAAGCGGAAAAAUUGAAAGAUUUGAAAAAACAAAUGCUACCAAACCAUGAGUUAUUAAUGACCUUGUAUUCUCAGCUGUACCAUCGAAGGAGACAACUCCUUCAGCAACUUUUAUUUAUUUAUCCAAUUCAACAAGUUUCAGAAAAGAAAUACACAAUCCAGGGAAUUUAUGUACCCAAUUCGGAUAUGUUGUCAGAUUGUUCCGAUACAGGGAUUUCUGUAGCUUUAGGAUACAUAACACAUGUUCUUUUAAUGUCGUCUACGUUCCUACAAGUGCCCUUAAGAUACCCAAUGACGCAUUACGGGUCAAGAUCGUUCAUUACAGAUCACGUGUCACCUAUUCUACCCGACAGAGAAAGAGACUUUCCACUUUUCACCAAAGGCAAAGAAAAAAUCCAGUUUACUUACGCAGUGUAUUUAUUAAACAAGAAUAUUUCCCAACUCAGGUGGCUCUUUUUCAUGCAUACACCUGAGCUCAAAGCGACAUUGCCAAAUCUCUUAACCUUCCUAGAAGGUAGAGACUGUAAAGAAACCCUCCCUCUAGUUACUUGUAGUUUAGGUAUAAAAAACGACAUAGAGAGCACCCGUUUUCAAGAAAACAUCAAACUAAACGAAGAAAGGUACCAACAACUACCCAAACGAUACAACAAGAUGUACAGAAGUUGCGAAUGUGGACCAGGCUUAAGCGAGAUUUUGGCCAUUCCUGAAGCUUUCAUGAACAAACAGAUCACGUCAGAUUCGUUCAAAAACUACAUCGCUUCGAAGAAAUCAGCUGAACAAAAUAGCGCUUCAAUCGUCAUUAAGGAAGGCAUAGUUGACGAAACCACCAAAAACUGUGAUAAUAGCGAAGAAGUUAUCGAACAAGGGACGGAUUUGCUGGAUCCUUCUGUGGAUCUAGCCGAUUUGGAGGGUGUGGAAGAGCAGGUUUGCACCAGAGACGAUCUAGACAGCGGUGGUGGUGGUGAGAGUGAGUGUUUAAAUCGCGGGAAACAAGGCGAUUGCGUCGAUGAUGAGGUUCAAAGGUUGGAGAGCAAUCACUCUGAGCUUCUGGAAAAGUGGAUGAAGAAUGGUACUUCUUCGGAGUGUUGCAGCAACGACGGGAGUCUAUUGCAGACGUGCGAGAAGUUCGCAGAGAUUUCCGUUAACACAGUACAAAGCCUCGAUAGUCCGCUGAUGGCAAGGACGGACGCCUUGCUUAACACUAAAUCGUUCAACUUGGUUAAGCCAAAACCGAAUUUGUGAUUGUUUUAUCGAAAUAUUUAGAUUGUAUUUUAUUUUUUAAAUGAAUUUUCUGUAUUUUAUUUCAUGUCUUGUUUUGUUUUCUCAUUUCUAGGAGUUACUGUUAAUUUAAAGGAAUUCUUAUAAUAAAUAUUUAUUCCAUUUUA